AUGACACAAGGCCCUCCGUCUUCAGAAGCGAGCUCAUCGAAAUCGCCUGCACAAUUUGCACCGCUGAACCAACCGCCUCCGGUUCCAAGGCCCUCUAACACUUACGCGCCUCCUCCUCCACCUCCUGUUCCUCAGGCGGAUGUAUUUACAGAUGCACAGAAGAACCUAUUUCGCUCUUAUGUCGGGCCUGUGUCUACAUCCACGGCUGCUGGAGUUCUGCCUCCGUCGAGGAGCCCAGUGUUACCCAUGACCAACUCGAACCCGUACGCUCCUAUGCUGCAGACUACAUAUAAUCCGGGCCCGCAAAGAGCUUUUUCCAACUCUAUGCCCUUCCCAGCGCGUCCGGCUACAGCUAAAACGCCGCAGCCCCAACCUCAGAAGCAUGUGGAAGCGCAAGCGCAACCUUCUUCAGUUACAUCCCAAGCGCCUAAACCUCUGGAUCCUAAAACAUAUAAAAAUUGGGAUCAGGUCGUCAGAGAGUUCCUACUGAAAACCAAGAUGACGGAGGCGUUGAAGGGUUUUGAGAAUGAUAUGCUGGUUCUCAAUCCUGAUUGGGAGCGGACAGUAAUGGCGGAGGCGUUGAAGGAGAUGGUGGACGGUUUGCAGGCUGUACUCCUUCAGACCUCAGCUUCGUUCGAUCAGAAAGCUACUAACGACCGCGACCCUCCAGUGGAUAUCACCAGUACCGAAGACACUUCAUUAAACGAGCCCUUGCGUGCCCCACCUCAGAUCAACAAGUCCAUCUCCCAGUUCCUCGCACGCACGCGCGCGCGGAACGACGCAUCCAACCGUGCAGAAUUCCUUAAAACGCUUGCGGAGAAGCGGCGCGAGCAGAGGACCGCCGAAGCUGGGAGUGUCGCCAUCCCGUCGUGUGCGCGCGUCGAUGCGAAGCCGAUUGAUAGGGACAAGCAAAUCAAGUAUGAUAUCGCGAAGUAUGGGGAGGGGCCGUUGCUCAGCACGACCAAGAAUCUGAAUGAGUCGGUUGCGCCUGGCUCUGGUUCUUUGGCUGCCGGUGUUACAUCGUUGGCGAGCGUCGUGCCUCCUACCGGAGAUGUCGCACCCCUUGUGACGCAUUCCCAGAGAAAACGAAAGCUUGCUGUUGAAUCUGAAGGCGAAGAAUCACAAGCAAAAACGUCCAAAUCAAAAAUACGCAAAGGGAAGGAGAAGGAGAAGGAUAAAGAUAAAGAAGUGGUUCAACUAGCACCGCAAGACCUGGAUGAAGAUGGAGCUUCGGCGGCCACAUCUGAGAGGUAUCCAGGCUUGGACAAUCGCCUCAACAAUGUAGAAACCCAUCUCGCAUUACGAUACGUCCCGACUCCACCACGCACACUCAUGGCGCGGCUGAAAUUCAUUGAAGACCAUAUCAUCAAAUUGGAAAAGGAAUAUCCACCGUGGGCGGCUCUGCAUUUCAACCAACCUAAUCGUGGGUGGCCACCACCUCCGCGCGCUACACCCAUCAUCGUCCCUACACAUUUACGCACAUUCGCUAGCACCAGCGCGACACCAGCUGUUCCGCCAGCCACAACGGGCGCGUCAUAUUCAUCUCAUACCCCUCAGACCAAUGUAUCUAGCGCGCCGACGUCCAGUCCCUCAGGGUCGAAUAUCUUAGGAUCGGCAUCGGCAUCGGCGGCUACUUCUACCAAUGCGCCGGCUUCUGGAUCUGUGGGUCCAAAGCAGAGGAAGGCAACCUCCAGUCUGCAUAAAGCUGUUCUGGAGCGGUUGGAGGUGCAAAGGGCAAGGAGCGAAAUGGGAGGUGGAAAAGGUGGUCGCGAGUAG
Molecule: messenger RNA, 1776 nt
Organism: Psilocybe cubensis
Lineage: Eukaryota; Fungi; Basidiomycota; Agaricomycetes; Agaricales; Agrocybaceae
Exons: 5
Coding region: 1-1776 (591 amino acids)
Source: RefSeq, a predicted model, not a curated record